GAUUGUCAACGUCAUCUGUGACGUUCGCAAAUCUCGAGUUUAAUGAAAAUAAUUUGAAAUGAUUACGAAACAAAACCGAGAUAUUCAUACUUCGGUGGAAUUCUCCAGUGCUAACUCCAGUGCUUUUUAUUCCACGAUGGGAAUACGGAAUAUUUUGAAAUCGAGAUGAUUUAAAAUACACCGUAAACAAAAAACAGAAAAUAAAACACAAAAUGGCGGGAAAUAAACAACCUGGUGGUGUCGUCCGUGACGUCACAGAUUUGCUAAUGGGCGGCACAUCUGCCAUGUUCGCUACAAUCUUCACAAAUCCCAUAGAGGUUGUGAAAACUAGGCUACAAUUGCAAGGAGAAUUGGCAUCUAAAGGGAAACAUGCGGUUUUCUAUAAAAAUGUUCCUCAUGCGUUGUUCGUUAUUGCGCGGACAGAGGGCGCUAUGGCUUUACAGAGUGGCCUGCCAGCUAUGCUGGGAUUUCAGUUCUUUUUGAAUACUUUUAGGCUAGGAGUAUACCGCAUAUCAGAACGUCGCGGUCUCACCACAGUAGAAGGUCGCACGUCUAUUGUACGAGGUGCAGUCGCCGCGGGUGUGGGGGGAGCGUUGGGUUCUAUAGCGGGGACUCCGUUCUUCCUUGUUAAGACACGGUUGCAGGCACAGGCAGCGGGAGCAAUAGCAGUAGGUCACCAGCACACUCAUAGUGGCACGUGGAAUGCUUUAACUGAUAUAUUCCGCAAGGAAGGAUUAAAAGGUUUAUUCCGUGGGGUCGGUCCCCAAAUCCCCCGUGGGGCAGUGGGCAGUAGUUCCCAAAUGGUCAGUUUUGCUUACGCCAAAGAAUUUCUUCGAGAUAAAGACCUAUGUAGGUCACCACUUCUAUUGUCCUUUAUGGGCGCCAAUUUGGGAGGCAUUGUGAUGACGUUGUGCUUGAAUCCUUUUGAUGUCAUGGCUACGAGAUUGUCUAAUCAACCGGUAGACGCCCAUAACCGUGGCAAGCUAUACCGCGGUAUGGCGGAUUGUUUCGUCAAAAUGCUCAAGUCUGAAGGAGCCAGUGCCUUCUACAAAGGUGUUGGGGCUAAUUACCUGAGACUCGGUCCUCAUACAGUACUGUUACUUGUAUGUUGGGACCAGUUGAAGACUUUGGAAGAUUAUUUGAGAAGCUAAAUAUUUAUUUAUUGGAGUUGUUUGUAAGGAAUAUUUAUCGUGAUAAUUGUGAACAAAUUAAUUAUAAAAUACUUGUUAAAAAAGCAUAACAUACUUACCUGUCGUUAUGUUUAAUCUUUCGAGUUAAAACCGAAACAUAUUAUCCUUAUAUCUUCACUAUGGUAUUGUAUAUAAUUUAAAUUACUCAAGGUCUGUUUAAUGACUUAAAAUCGGCACAGCCUUUUAGUAUUGUUAUAUUGCCAAAAAAUUAUAAUAGAAUAGGUAAAUAUAUAAAUUAUAGAUUAUAAUUCAUAAGGACUUCCAAUUCAUCACCAUUGUAUUUAAAUACUAACAGAGUAUAAUAUUUUUGUAUUUGUGUAUACUUUUUUAACGAAUUAUCAUUCCAUUGUGUGUUGUCUAUAAACUCGAUAAAAAAUCAUUUAUUUUCAUUGUUAUUGUUUAAAG
Messenger RNA from Colias croceus (clouded yellow), 1595 nucleotides. Its product is annotated as solute carrier family 25 member 35-like. Bases 213 to 1151 code for a protein of 312 amino acids. Lineage: Eukaryota; Metazoa; Arthropoda; Insecta; Lepidoptera; Pieridae. The transcript has 6 exons. The record is from RefSeq and is a predicted model, not a curated record.